Messenger RNA from Debaryomyces tyrocola, 1698 nucleotides. The record is from the annotation of a GenBank genome assembly. Lineage: Eukaryota; Fungi; Ascomycota; Pichiomycetes; Serinales; Debaryomycetaceae.
AUGAAUAACUCUGCUAAUAAUACAGGUGACAAUUUGGUCAACGAGAUGGAACUGUCUUCAAUCCGAACAAGAACCAGCCGUCGAUUAUCAAAGAUCGGUACUAAUACAUCGAAUAAUUUUGCCAGUACCAAUCAACAGUCCAAGAGAGCACAGAUAUGGUGCGGGAUGAAGGCAUCUUUAGUAAAGUAUUCCAGUUUUAUUGGUCCCGGUCUAAUGGUCUCUGUUGCUUACAUGGAUCCCGGUAACUAUGCUACAGGUAUUACCGCAGGUGCAUCCAACAGAUAUUCAUUACUAUUUAUAGUCUUCCUUUCAAACAUAAUUGCUAUUUUUUUACAAAGUUUAUGUAUCAAAUUAGGGUCUGUUACUGGAUAUGAUUUGGCGAGAUGCUGUCGUGAGUAUUUACCCCAGAAAUUGAACAUCGUGUUAUGGAUUUUAGCAGAAUGUGCCAUUAUUGCAACUGAUGUUGCGGAGGUCAUCGGGUCUGCGAUUGCAUUGAAUAUACUUUUAAAAAUUCCAUUACCAGCAGGAGUUGCGAUCACUAUAGUCGAUGUCUUGUUUGUUCUUAUGGCCUACAGAAAUGAUACGUCAUCGACAAAAUUCGUUAAGCUUUUUGAGUAUGCGGUGGCAUUGUUGGUCGCAGCAGUAGUCGUAUGUUUUGCAGUUGAGUUGUCCCAAAUUCCUGGUGAUAUGGAUACUGUUAGAGCUAUAUUCCGAGGCUAUUUACCAUCACUGGAAAUGUUCAAAGGUAGCGGAAUGACAAUUGCCACAUCUAUUAUUGGGUCAACCGUAAUGAUUCAUUCGUUGUUCUUAGGUUCUGGCAUUGUGCAGCCAAGAUUACGAGAAUAUGAUGUUCAGAAUGGGCAUGUUGUAUUGGAUGAGCUAAUUGAUGCCGAAGAUGAAGUUAUUUUGAACGAGAAAUCGGAAUCAAAGCAACGUCGUUUCAUAGAAGACAAGGAGGCAGCAUACUUUUAUAAUUCCUACAAGCCGUCAUACGAGGCAAUUGAAUAUUCUUUCAAGUACUCGAUUGUUGAGUUGGUAGUGACCCUUUUUACAUUUGCUUUAUUUGUAAAUCUGGCUAUCUUAAUCAUAGCAGGAUCUACUUUAUAUGAUACACCCGAAGCAAUGGAUGCUGACUUAUAUGCCAUUCACAACCUACUUUCUACAAAUUUGGCCCCAGUCGUUGGAACUGUCUUCAUGUUAGCUUUACUAUUCAGUGGGCAGAGUGCAGGGAUUGUUUGCACAAUUGCCGGCCAAAUCGUCAGUGAGGGGCAUAUUAAUUGGACCGUCAAGCCAUGGCUAAGAAGAUUGAUCACCAGGGGAAUCGCUAUCGUUCCAUGUAUGAUUAUAUCUCUUUGCAUUGGUAGAAAUGGUCUUGACAAAGCAUUAAACAUUUCGCAGGUGGUCAUUUCUAUUUUGCUUCCGCCUUUGACAGCUCCCUUGAUCUACUUCACUUGCAAGAAAUCCAUCAUGAAGGUAGAGUUACCGGCAGAUCGCCAAUUGCAAGAAUCAUCGCAGGUCGAAGUACAUCAAGUACAGGAUGCUACUGAUUCGCCAACUCUUGAACAAGAGAUAAAAUACAAAUAUAUGAAUAAUAACUGGUUAACUACAAUAAUAGUGGUAUUUAUAUGGUUAUUCGUUUCAGUCUUAAACAUUUAUGCAAUCGUUGACAUGGCUAGAAAUGGUGUUGCAGGUAGUUAG